Molecule: messenger RNA, 1328 nt
Organism: Coffea eugenioides
Lineage: Eukaryota; Viridiplantae; Streptophyta; Magnoliopsida; Gentianales; Rubiaceae
Product: FT-interacting protein 7-like
Exons: 4
Coding region: 1-1293 (430 amino acids)
Source: RefSeq, a predicted model, not a curated record
AUGCUUGAGAACAGGUCAACCGCAAAGCAGCUCUGGAAGCCCCACAUUGGUGUACUCGAGGUUGGAGUCUUGCGUGCUACAAAUCUCAUCCCCGUUAAGAUUAAGGAAGGCAAGGGAGGCUCCACUGACGCCUAUUAUGUGGCAAAGUAUGGCCAAAAAUGGGUCCGAACUAGGACCGUGGUGGACAGCUUGUCUUCCAAAUGGAAUGAGCAGUACACUUGGAAAGUCUUUGACCCUUGCACCAUCAUCACCAUUGGGGUGUUUGAUAAUGCUUGCGUUGACAAAAACACAGCCGUCGCAGCCGCAACUCGAGAUUCCUGCAUUGGGAAGGUAAGAAUUACGUUGUCCACUCUCGAAUCUAAUAGAGUUUAUACUCAUGCUUAUCCGCUCCUCAUGUUGCAUCCCUCCGGAGUAAAGAAGACGGGAGAGCUUCAUUUGGCUGUUCGGUUUUCUUGUGCUAAUAUGGUCAAUGUGCUACACAUGUAUUCAAUGCCUCUGCUUCCGAAGAUGCAUUACGUGCUGCCAUUGUCCGUAAAUCAAUUGGAUGGUUUGAGAUACCAGGCUAUGAAUGUGGUGGCGUCAAGGCUAGGUCGAGCUGAGCCACCUUUGGGAAGAGAUGUGGUUGAGUACAUGCUUGAUCACGACUCUCAUAUGUGGAGCAUGAGAAAGAGCAAAGCCAACUUCUUUAGGCUCACAAAUAUCUUAGCUUGGUUCGUUGCCGUGAGCAGGUUCUUGGAGUCCCUGCGUAAUUGGCACAAGCCCGUAUACUCGGCAUUGUUCAUGAUUGUCUUCAUGGUAUUCGUCUUGGUGCCUGAGCUCAUAAUGCCUUGUGUAUUGCUGAUCAUGGCUUCCGUCGGACUCUGGCGAUAUAGGUCCAGGCCACGCCACCCGCCUCAUAUGGACACUCGACUGUCCUAUGCUGAUGCUGUGCACCCAGAUGAAUUGGAUGAGGAAUUUGAUUCCUUCCCCUCGAGUCGGAGUGCGGAGAUUGUUAGGAUUAGGUAUGAUAGACUAAGGAGUGUUGCCGGAAGGAUUCAGUCUGUUGUCGGGGAUAUGGCUACUCAAGGCGAGCGUUUUCAAGCACUGCUAAGUUGGCGCGAUCCGAGAGCCACAUUCUUGUUUGUCAUAAUUUGUUUCAUUGCAGCUUGUGGAUUCUAUCUGGUGCCAUUUAAGUGGGUCGUGGCUCUCUGGGGGCUCUAUGUUCUGAGGCCACCCAAGUUUAGGAAUCGGUUACCUUCAAGAGCCGUCAGCUUCUUCAAGAGGUUGCCAACAAAUGCUGAUAGUAUGUUAUAGGGAGUCUGAAUUCUGUGUUCACAGUCGUACUGCUG